This is a messenger RNA of Brenthis ino (lesser marbled fritillary), 1686 nucleotides long. The record is from the annotation of a GenBank genome assembly. Lineage: Eukaryota; Metazoa; Arthropoda; Insecta; Lepidoptera; Nymphalidae.
AUGUCCAAUGUGGUAGUGGUUAAUACAAACCCCUAUGAGGGUCAAAAGCCGGGUACAAGUGGUUUACGUAAAAAAGUAAAGGUUUUUCUUCAAGAAAACUAUACGGAAAACUUUAUUCAAAGUAUUUUGGAUGCCAAUAAAGAUGCAAUUGUUGGUUCCACUCUGGUUGUAGGAGGUGAUGGUAGAUACUUGGUCAAAGAGGUUGUGGACAAAAUUAUCAAAAUAUCUGCUGGAAAUGGGGUUUCAAAGCUUUUAGUGGGUCAGAAUGGGAUCCUUUCUACACCUGCUGUAUCACAUAUUAUCAGAAAAUAUCAAACUCUAGGUGGAAUUAUACUUACUGCCUCCCAUAAUCCUGGAGGCAUCAACAACGACUUUGGUAUUAAGUUUAACUGCAGCAAUGGUGGGCCUGCCCCAGACGGCACCACCAACGAGAUCUACCAACUUACCACCACCAUCAAACAGUAUAAAAUUGUGCCGGACAUUAAAUGUGAUAUAGAGAAGAUUGCUAUUAACAGAUUUAAAGUAGAGGAUCAUGAUUUUGUUGUGGAAGUAAUAGACUCUGUGAAAGACUAUGUGGAUUAUAUGAAGGAGAUAUUCGAUUUCCCUAAGAUCAAGUCUCUUCUGCAAGGCUCUGGCCAAAACAAGCCUUUCAAAGUUCUCAUAGAUUCUAUGAACGGAGUAACCGGACCAUAUGUGAAACGUAUCUUCAUAGACGAAUUAGGGGCUACCGAAGACAAUGUAAGGAGGAUCAUACCUCUGGAAGACUUUGGGGGAGCACACCCUGACCCCAACCUGACCUAUGCAGCAGACCUGGUGAAUGCUGUGAAGGAGGGGGAUUACGACUUCGGAGCUGCUUUUGAUGGUGAUGGUGACAGGAAUAUGAUAAUCGGUCGCGACGCGUUCUUCGUGACUCCAUCGGACUCGCUGGCGGUGCUGGCGGUCCACCUGCACCUCAUCCCGUACUUCCAGCGGCGUGGUGUUCGCGGCUUUGCGCGGUCCAUGCCCACGGCGGCCGCGGUGGACCGCGUGGCCCAGGACCUGGGGAAGGAGAUGUUCCAAGUGCCUACUGGGUGGAAAUACUUCGGCAACCUGAUGGACGCGGAGCGGCUCUCCCUGUGCGGGGAGGAAAGCUUCGGCACGGGCUCGGACCACGUGCGUGAGAAGGACGGCGUGUGGGCCGCGCUGGCCUGGCUGGCCGUGCUGGCCGCCGCGCCCACGCCCACGCCCUCCGUGCAGGGCCUGCUGGAGGCCCACUGGAAGAAGUAUGGCAGGAACUACUUUACUAGAUACGACUACGAGGAAUGCCCGAGCGACCCUUGCAACGAAAUGAUGCAAGAGUUGGAGAAGAAGAUGACAUCGCCGGGCUUCGUGGGCUCGCGGCACUCCGCCGGCGGGAAGGCCUACACCGUGGCCCACGCCGACAACUUCUCCUACAUGGACCCCGUGGACCGCAGUGUUGCCAUGAAACAGGGUCUGCGCAUAGUGUUCGAGGACGGGUCGCGCGUGGUGCUGCGCCUCAGCGGCACCGGCAGCUCCGGCGCCACCGUCAGAUUAUACAUAGACUCGUACGAAGAUAUGGACGUACUCGGCGACGCGCAGGACAUGCUGCGGCCAUUGAUAAAGGUCGCGUUGGAAAUUUCCCAAUUACAAAAAUACACAGGAAGGGAUGCGCCUACUGUCAUCACA